AAACCUCAUCCUGUAUUUCUGUCUUCUCUUUCUACAGCCUCUGCAAAAAAAAAAAAAAAAAACAAAAACAAAAAACAAAAAAAACCUCACACUUUCAUGAAGAAAGGUGAGGGUUAUAAGUAUAUUCUCAAUGGUAGGAAAUAUGUUCUUGUAAAGAUAUUCUAUUGCCUAUUUAUACAAAAAGCAUUAAAAGUUAGUCACAGCUGCUAUUAGCCACUUAAGUGUUAUAGAACAAAACAUCCUUUGUAUAAAUUAGUGUCACUUUGAGGUCAUAGAGGUGAUGUGGGCAUUAAAAACUGAGAGCAUCCUAGAUGUUCAGAGUCAGGCUGUGCAGGAUGAAAGUGUUACUGCAAGGAUGUCUUUUACUCAGCAAAUCCUUUCUCAUUACGUUGGCAUUCUAAAGUGUUCUGAGGGAGAAGAAACGAGAAAUUAGGAUCUAGACUUCCUUUUACCUGGAAAUACAGUCCAUCUGGGUUUUGAAUACAUAAGCAUCACUAAGUCAAGGACUGAUUGGGCUGUUGGAUGAAACUGACAUCCGGCUCUUAGCAGUGUGCUGGGGUUGCAAAAUGGUCCUCAAUACACACCACUUGAUACUGCAUCAAGAAAAGGCUAACCCCCCAAAUGGGACGUAUCUCUCACCCCUAGCCUCCAAGGAUCAGAGAACAUGAAGGAAGAGGAGGCAGAAAGAUUUUGAGAGCAGCGGCCAGGGAAGAAUGCCACAAGACUCUGGACAUGAGGAGCCUUUGUGCUUGUAAACACACUGCCCCUGUGGACGCCUGUACACGAUCCAAUCAGUGAACAUCCCAGGGCCGGUGGGGUGAUGGAUGGGUGGGGACCUACAGGGUCCCACCUCCAGCUGAAGAGCUAUGGACAGUUGAUGGCUGCCAGGGAAGGGAGAGUCAGUUUGCAGUAGUGCAAUCUCUUAAGUUGCUUUUAGGCCAGUGGGUGUCCCUGCACCCCCGAGGCAAGGGGCACCUCUACUUGGACUCUGGCUUAUAAAGCAAAAGAAGAUAGGAAAUUGAAAGAGGGCAUCUGAGAGAAGUUGGGUGAGGAAAAUGUAGCGUGGAGUGGAUAUGAUCAGAGGGCAUCGUGUAUGUGUGCGAAAUAAAGAAAACUUGAGAGGCACAGCUGCGCUGCUAAUCUUCAGCAACACCUCAGGAGUUGCUAAGAGCCUUGGGGUUAGGAAGUGUGAGUCACAGCAGGUGCCCUUUCCAGCUUUGCUUUCCCCAUCUCAUAGAGAAUGAGUCACUGUCUCCCAAUAGGAUCAGGCACGGAGAAUGGUGGCUUCUGUUUUCUGGGUUCAGUGAUGGUCAUUCUUAGUCUUCUUGCUGGAUCCCCAGUAGGAGGAUGGCGGAGGAGGCUAUGUCCCCUUCACACUGGAAGGUGAAGACACGGAGAUGAGUUACAGGAAUAUGUAAGUAAAAUUGAAAAGAUAUUACUCACUCUGAAUUAUCCUUGAAGAGGUAAAGUAGCUAGGAUUUUUGUUGCUGUAGCACUGCAUGUCAUAAACCAGUCCACAGUAAAAUUGAGAGACAAACUAGAAGCUUGUUUUUCCCAAAAAUAGAAUAAACUGCUUAAGAAAAACAGAAAGUGUGUGAUAUAGGCAUUACCACCAAGGCAGGGUUUGGUAUAGGAAGAAAAAAAAAUUCAUAAAAACUUGUCUUAUACAUACUUGCUUUGUGAAAAUACAUUGAGGAUAAUUUAAUUAUUCAGGGGCCAGCAUGUAGCCUAAUGGUAGAGUCCAUGCUUUCCAUGUUUGAGGCCUCAGAUUCAUCCCCAGCCUCACAAAAAUAUUUUCUUCCUAUAUCUCUAAAGUCAAAUGGGAGGUUUUUAUUAAUUCUAAGUGUAAUAGAAAAUAAAAAUAAGUUGUAUUCUGGAUUCUUUAACAGUGAACUCCUAAGUUGAGCCUAUCAAAUUCUCUUGAACUUGUAACCAUUUGCCUUUUUAUAAUGAGAGUUUCUUAAAUUUGGUAAGAGACUUACCAUUUUGAUUCAGUCCCCUGGUCAGACUUGUGUCCAGGUACCUGGACAGCAUCCCAUCACGUGGAGGUAACCACCUAAAAGUGGGAUGGUAUCAGAAGUUAGUCAUUUGACUUGAAGCCAUCUGUGCCCUCUCCUGGAGCCAGCUUAUCUCAUAGCUUUUGUUAUUCUCCUCCACCAUUUUUGUCCAUCUCCUUGAAUAUUGUAAUUUUACUCAGCCAUUCAUUGGAUGAAAAUUGGACAUGCUGCCAAAGAAACAAAUAGAAACUUGGUGUACAUCCAUCUAUUAAGGCGGGCCCUGGGCCGAUGGCUCUGUCUGUUCCGGCAGUAUGCUUGCUUUCAUAGAGUUAAAUGUGCCUGUCCUAAUGGACAGUUCAGCCUUGACAUACCAAUGUCACCAUCACUAAAAGUCAAGACAGAACAUUUUCUUCAUCACAGCAUGCAUUGUCUCCCUCUGCAGUCGGUGACCCCUGAAUCACACCCCCCCCCCCCAGGUAACCACUGAUCUAGACUGUCCCUGGGGAUUCAUUUUGCCUGUUGUAGAAUUACAUUUAAGUUGAAUCAGAUGAGAUAUACUCCUGUAUUGAGGGGUUUUCUUUAACUUAACAUGUUUUGACAUGUGUGCUGUUGUAUUUACCAAUAGUUUGUUCUUUUUAUUGGUGAGUAGUAUUCCAAUUAUGAUAUACUUAUUAUGCUAAAUAAUAAGCUACAAUUGGCCAAUCUGUGUAUCUGUUGACGGGUAUUUGAGUUAUUUCCAGCGUGACUAUUUUUGAAUAAAGCUACUGCAGACAUUUAUAAACAAAUUGUGCGGACCCGGGUUUUCAUUUCAUUCUUUUGUUAGUGGUGGUUUGCUUUGGUUUUUUGGUUUCUCAAGAGAUGGUAUCUCUGUGUUGUUGUCCAGUUUUCAUAAGAAACGGUCAGCCGGGUUCUUGAGCAAGUGUACCAUGUUAGAGUCCCACUAGCAAUGUGAGAGCCCUGCUUUCCCUGCUGCCUCACUCACAGUAUUGACAGUCUUUAUUCUCAAGGCAUUACUGCUGAUCAGUUUGCAUUUUCCUGUGAGUAGUACAGUUAAACACUUUAAAAAAAAACAAAAACAACAAAACCUGUUCAUGCAUUUUUGUGUGUGUGUGUGUAAUAUUUGUUAGUUUUUUGGCCAGUUAAAAAAGCCAAAUUAUCAUUAUUAUUAGUAGUAGUAGCAGUAAUAGCAGUAGUAUUUGCAGAGUGUUAUUACCCUCAUUAUUAUUACCAUUAGCAGUGAACUCAGUAUUUGCCAGAGUCUGGUAGUGUUAGUUUUAGUAGUAAUAUUUGCCAGAGUCUAGCUGAAUUUUCCCAGGUGGGCUGGAUUCUCAGUGUAGAAAGGCUGACCUUGAACUUGCCUCAACCGUUCCUCUUGAGAGCUGGAAUUACAAGUAUGUACCAACCAGUCUUAGCUAGGCUUUCUGUUGCUGUGUGAAAGACCCUGACCCAAAGCUACUCUUCAGCUUACACUUCCAUCACUGAGGGAAGAUGGGGCAGGAACCUGGAGGCAGGAACUGAGGCAGAGGUGCUGGAGGAACACUGCUUACUGGCUUGCUCUUCAUAGCUUGUUAAAAAACUGCCCUAUAGUACCCAGGACCACCAGCAGUGAGCUGGGCCCUGGCACAUCAAUCAAGGAAACAUAGCACAGACCAAUUUGAUGGGGGGCACUUCCUCAAUUGAUGUCUCCUCUUCCAAAAUAAUUCUAGCUUGUGUCAAGUUGACAGAAAACUAGCCAACACACCACCCGCACUCCUGGUUUUGCUUUGUUGAUUUAUGAGAAUUCUUUAUGUAGUGACACAAAUUUUUCUAUGUAUUUAUUAAAGAAUCUACUCCAAUCUGCCUUGUCUUUUCAUAAUAAUGUCUUAUAAGGAAAAAUGUUGAAUUUAGGUUAAUAGCAACUUGACAACUUUUGUCUUUCUUUCGACUGCAUUUCCUGUUUUUCUAAGACAUCUUAACUUUUCCCAAAGCAUGUCUGGAAGUUGUGGUAAAGUUUUGUUGUUUUUCAUUUUUCUGGGCAGGAACUCACUGUGUGGCUCUCCCCUCUCUUCUCUUUCCCUUCCCAUGUUUCGAGGCUGUGACUACGUGAGAUGUGUGACCACCAGAAGCUUUCCCUCUUGUCUCCGGUCAAUACUCAGUGCCCAAGUACACACUGAUGAAGACUUUCAUCUUGAACCAGGCUCCACAGCAGGGUCUGCCUCCUGUUUGUGGAUCAAGAUGUGUGAGCUCUCAGCUGCUGCCCUAUGCCUCCCUGCUGCCAUGCUCCCCAACGUGGUGAUAGACUCGUCCCUUUGGAACUGUACCUGGGCUCAAAAUUCACUUCUGGGCUUUCUGGCCCCUGGACUUAAUAUAACAGUCUUCUGGACAGAGGGAAGAAGCCCCUCUUCUGCAGUUUGUCGUCAGACUGAAAACCAAGAUCAGGUUCACAGACAGGAAAAGAGGAUGUGCUGCUUGGAGUCUACAGAAAAUCCCCAUCCAGGUCCCCACUCCACUCCACAGGCAUUGUCUCUGCAGAACCUCCCUCUCUGCAAUUGUCCUCUGCCAAGAGAUGUGCUUGCUGGGAGAAAAAUCAGCCUCCAGAUUGCUGGAAGAUUUGUUGAGUUUUUCUUUCUCCUUUGUCACCUGGUUCUUCAAACUAAAAUACAAAUUACAUCCUGGAGAAGAAAGGAGGUCACAUAAAUAAGGUGGCUGCGGCUGAUGAAAGGGAUUCUACAAAGGAGGUGACAUUUUGUUUGCUGAGCUGCUGUAAUGAGAAUGUGUGGGUUUCAAAGCAUUUAAGCUCUGUUGAUGACUUUGGUAAAGAUUGUUUCUAAUAUAUGUGUGUUAUAGAAUUUUUGAAAAACACAGACAAAUACAAGAAGAAAA
Messenger RNA from Psammomys obesus (fat sand rat), 4859 nucleotides. RefSeq lists its product as uncharacterized. The coding region runs from base 3966 to 4673 and encodes 235 amino acids. Lineage: Eukaryota; Metazoa; Chordata; Mammalia; Rodentia; Muridae. The transcript is spliced from 7 exons. The record is from RefSeq and is a predicted model, not a curated record.